UCGACCGCCUUUCACUUGCUGGUGCGUACGCGCAGUGAAACUCGCGAACUAUGAACAGACAACACGCUGAUAACUUAUUACUGUUGUUAUAAAAUGAGUUAAGUUUACUUGUAAAAAAUGUGCAACAAAGUUAGUCAUGUGAUACCAAAGGUUUUCAGUUUAGCUUACUUAGUUUUGAUUCUCAAUGGCGGCGGGGAGGCGCUGGUGCUCCGCGCGUACAUCUCCCAGCACGGACUACACGGAGAGAUAGAGUUCGCCCACAAGAACGACACGCUUAUCAGCAUCCGCACAAAGCUGCAGCCCACCCUGCAAUACCCCGACGGCGUGUUCAAGUGGUCCAUACACGAGUUCCCCGUCGACUACCGAGACCUCUCCCCACAGCGGUGCUCUGAAGCCAGUCUCGGUAAAGAACUCAUCGAUCUUACCGAAGAACUAGGUUACUUAAUAAUUCCUGGCAAAGAUCACGCUGAAUUUGAAAGUAAGAAUACACUGACAGGCCGUGACGGACUGUGGGGCAAGAGCAUAGUGCUGGAGACAGCUGAACGGGACAGAAUCAUCUGCGCGUCCAUACAUUCCAUAGAUAAGCUGAACGAAAGACACGCCAUCGCGAGGUUCACAUCACCCGUCUCGGGAACGUUGAAUUUCCGAUGGAUAUAUGCGCAGGAGUUCGAGGAGCAAGACUCAUACAUCCACGCGGACUUGUACCAUACUAAAGCAGUAGCUGAAAAAGUAGAGUUCACUGAACACAAGUGGAAGUUAUUCGUAACAGACAUCUUUGAUUCUGACAAAGGGCAUCAUGAGGACAAUUGCAAUGUGCUGCAACUAGUGUUUGACCCUGAGAAUGCUGGAGACGGCAUGAGUGUUGGUGAUCUGGACAGCCGGCUAGGUAUGGUGAAAGUGGCCACUGACGCUAAUAGGAAGAAAGUGAGGACGUUGUACAAGGAUGAAGUGAUCAACUUGCUGAGGAAUGAUAUGGAGGUGACGAAGAGGAACCUGUAUGUAGUGAUAUAUGACAACAGACAUUCGGAGAGCUUCCUCGCUUGCGCGAAGCUGAGGCCGAUGCAGCCGAAGAGUGCGAAGGCUCUCAUCAACCAGGACGGUAUCCGCGGCGUGGUGGAGUUCACGCAGCGCUCCCCGUUCGACCCGUCCUGGAUCAACUUCCAGCUGUCCGCCGCGGACCAGGACUACGAGAACAACCUCCGCUUCGUGGGCUCCAUGCUGCACUACAACGUGAUGGAGCUGCCUCCCCGGCUGUCUGGUACCGGCGAGGUCGAGAACCUGUGCUCUUCCACCGGAGAGCUGUACAACCCUACCAAUGUGGAUCUCAAAAUGUUGCCUCCGCCAGGUAUGGGUACCCAAGACCAGUACCCGGUGGGCGACUUGUUCGGUAAGCACAAGGAGCGUACCGAGUACCUGACACACAAGUACCUGCUGCCAGGGCUGGCCAACGAGCUGGCCGGCGCCUACUGGGACGUGUUCCUGCCACUGUCUGGAGUCCACAGCGUCCACCAUCGCUCCAUGGUGCUGCAGAGACGCCCGCCCCGCCGUGAGCUGUGCGCCACGAUCCUGUUCUUCGAGCCGGACUCGGACUACCAGAUGCCGAUGACGUCAGCGCAGGUCAUCUUCCGGUACCCCAUCGUGGGCCGCGUCGUCUUCACGCAGCCCUUAGAGCGCCCCUGGGAGGAUACCACUAUCAUUAUUGAAAGCAUGGUACACGCAGACGGGGCGAGCGUCAACAACACGCACGAGCACCGUUGGGCGCUGCACGAGCACGCACCCGGAUCGGACUACUACAACUGGACCGGGCGCUGCCUGUCUGCCGGCGCGGUGCUGGAACCGCAUGGACUGGACAUCGACACGCGCCACCCCGAGCAGUACUGCCGGCAGGGGCUGGAGGGGUUGUGUCGCCUUGGAGACCUGAACACACGACACGGCAUGCUGAACGUGGCAGGCAAGAAGUCAGACAGCGAGAAGCUGACGCGGCGGCUGUUCACGGACACGGUGGUGGCGCUGGCCGGCAAGCUGUCCAUCAUGCGGCGCUCGCUGGUCAUCUACGACGACCACGGGCCCGUCGCGCGCGGCGAGCGGAUGGCUUGCUCUAUUGUGAAUGGACUACAUCGUCGCAAGGCGGUGGUGCGCGAUUGGUUCGGCAACGGCGACCCUGUGCAGCUGAAAGGGAAACUGGAGUUGACCCAACAAUCAGAAUACCAUCCCGUCAAUGUUCAUGUAGCGCUCGACGGGUUAGAGGAUGUCAACAACUAUAAGAUACAUCAGACUCCAGUAGAGAAGGAGCUGGAGUUUCCCUGCGAGAAGACGACGCUGUAUGACACAUACAACCCCUUCCACGUCGACAAGAACAUGAGCCCGCCACCUACUAAAGGAACGCCGGACCAGUACGAGCUGGGCGACCUAGGAUCCAAGUACGGGUUGGUGAGCACGCGAAGCUUCACCAUGAUCUAUAACGAGACGUUACUGUCGCUCUACGGACCCUUCAGCAUACUCGGCCGGUCCGUCGUGCUGCAUAAAAAGACCAGAGACCGCCGCUGGGCAUGUUCAUCCAUCGAGCGCGGAUAUAGCCCAUCCGAAGCCCGCGAGAUCCGCGGCAUCGCGUCUUUCCACCACCCUGGCGGCUUCGCUCACGGCUACGUGCGCAUGACGCAGCUCAUCCAUAAUGAUGGCUCUACCAGCGAUACUGUGAUUGAGGUCAAUUUGCGGCAUCCCGGCGAACGGGACCGGAAUCUGACACACAACCACAACUGGGCGAUCUUCGUCAACCCUGUAGGCGUAGACGCGGCCGUGAAGGUGACCAACACGCGCUGCGUGGCCGGCGGGUAUCGAUGGAACCCUUACUUCACACAGCUUGCUGACCCUCUCAAUCACGACCUAUACAGUCAAGAGUGUGGCGCAGACAACCCUCUCCGCUGUGACGUCGGAGAUCUUACGGCGAGAUUAGGAACCAUCAGCGUGGGUGGCGACCGGCAGAUGUUUAUGGACGGCAACUUCCCCCUGGAGGGCACUGUGAGCGCGAUGGGCCGCUCCAUCGUGAUCUUCGGCCCCGACCGCAGCCCCGAGCGGUUUGCCUGCGCCAACAUACAGCCAGACAAGGAUAUUAUCAAAUAUGUCAAUAUUAUGAAGCCGCCGCAUUUUGUACUUGGAAAGUUCCUAGAAGACGUGCGCAAGGUGAUGGGCGUGCCUCCGUGGAUGCUGGGCGUGGACUCGCGGCGCACGCGCGAGCUGCACUCCGGCGCAUGUCUGCAGGUGCUGCUGCACUUCGCCGGGCCCGACGCGCACAAGCUCGAGCUCGACUUCACCAGACUGCUGGCGUCAGGCCGGCUGGACGCGCCGAGCAUCUUCAUUCCGGGCUACGUGAACACCAAGCGGAAGACCACGCUCUCCUACCGACAGUGCGGGGUCACUGACCCCAACGACAGGAAGAGGAACUUAGAAGGCCCGUUCCUCUUCUUCGGGCCGAAAUCUUUGGAGAAAUUCCGAAGACCGGCGUUGAAAUACCUGGACCAAGAUGACCUGAUGAAGAUAUACAGUGAGCAAGCAGCUAUAGUGGUGUUCAACAACCAGGAUAGUGUACCCCUGUCGAGUGGUUCCUUCCCGCGGCUACGCAAGCUGGUUGAGGGUCAGAGUAUGCUGGUCCUGCCACAAGACUUCCUGGAUGUUCACCCCGACUACAUCAGCAAUGAGACCCAGGUGCUGACACUGCAGGGUCCGUGGUCGGAGCGCGACGCCCAGAUGACGGAGACGUUCGCUCGUCUGCAGGACAUAUAUGGAGCUGGUCGAGUGCUCGGCAUACUGGGUAAUUCAGUAUCGCAGUCUGCGGAGUACGAUAGCGAGUGGAACCGCGUGCGGAGGCAGGCGGAUGAAACUGGUACCAGCGAGCCUGAUGAUGAGAAGCCGAUACGCUCGCAGCAACGGUUCGCGCUUUACAAUGCUACUGGUCCGCCAGGCAAGGGCGCGCUGUUAUAUUCUUCCAGAUGGCCGGAGCUGCGGCUGGCGCCCGGGACUGACCGAGAGAGGCUAAUCGUGCUGUCCAACCCGGUCGGCGAGCAGACCGUGAAGCCCACCCGCCUCUAUACUAUCCUUGUUGUUAGAUUCGCUGAUGGGAAUAGCACUAGCAAGAUAACCAUUGAGUUCAGCUUCAAGCAGGCAGCGGGGUGGUGGCAGGCGGUGGGGGUGGAAGUCAAAUUCGGGUUGGAGACGGUGGGGCUCAACCUGCCAGCGCCGGCGCCGCCCGACGCGCCCGCAGCUGUGCUUGGAAGAGCCUACCAUUGUUCGCUGCCGCUGGUGUACUCCUCGGAUGAAGCUACACUCACCUUGCGGGAUGUUCGGAUGCAAGUGUACAUGGACAGCACUGAGAGGUUCGCGGAUGCCUUCGACUGCAUCGGGUUCACCACCGUGCCCAUCUGGUCCGGCCUGAUGGUGACAUUUAUCAUGGUGCUGGCCCUGGGCGUGUCCAUCUCGAUGAUCAUGGACAUCCGCACCAUGGACCGCUUCGAGAACAGCCGCGGCAAGCAGCUCACCAUCACUGUCAACGAGUAGACCACUCAGGGACGUGCCCGGUUCCCGUAUCUGUUGCUCCUAGAAUAUUUCCCCCAGGGUAAUAAAUAAUAUAACCAUUUAUUAUUCUGGGGCGCAGGAUUCGGGCCUGUUAGCACACUGAGUGCGUUUGCAAGUAAAAUUCCAGUGAAUUUCAUGUCUCAAGUAUUCUUUACUCUUGAUUAACUAUAGUAGAUUGAUGUCAGUCAGGCCUGAUAUGGGACCGAAGUCAACGGGUAGAGACCCGUUAAGGCAAUAUAAUAUAAAUAUGUCAUCCCAACGGGAUUAUCCCUAUAUGCACUAUAGGAGUGCACUCAAAAGACAAUUCCCGGUUCAUGUAGGACUAUUUUCAUCAUUAUUAUAAUUGCGUAUGGCAAAAAUUAUUAUUUUUAUGGAUUAUUAUUAUACAAAAUAAAUAAUUAGAAUUAUAAUUAUUAUCGGGAUAUUACUUACUUACUAAAAAUAAGUAUGUAUUCUAAAAACUCUCACGAAAGACGAAGAAAUGUACUAGGUGAAUGUGAUAUGUUUUAAUUCAAUGGAAAUUAUUGUGUUGGAAGUAAGUGAGUUGAUGAGGUUGGUACUCCACCUCACAACCCACACGAUAGAAGAAGAAGUGUGUUUGGAUAAUUUAGUAGAAAUAUAUGCUUAUACAAUAAUAAUCUGGGAGAAAUGUUUUUGGGGUAAGAGAUGGAUAAACCCAACUAGCCACAGAAGUGAAAGACAGUGACAAUUUGGAAGAACCUCUUCCUGGACCUCUGUCUGUAGCACACAGCUUAGAUAAAUUUGAAAAUACUGUAUAAUUCAGUGAAGAAUGGACAUAUUUUGCUUGUAUAAAGUGUUUAUAAAACUUUGCUUGAAAGCGGAUCUUUGGAAUAUUUUGAACGAUGACGAGUGUGAUUGUAUAGUAUUUACGUAUUCAUAGAAAUUAUGUUGAUGAAUAUAAUAAUAUCUUCCUGUAGUUCAAUAUCAAAUUUCAUAUCGAUAAGAUAACAUUGUUUUGAAUAUUAAUACUACCAAUAUUGUAUCUUUUAAAAGUAUAUAAGGCAAGAGUAGGUAUAAUCUCCUGCCUAUUACGCGCACUGUUGUAAAUAUUAUGUACCUCUUACUUAUUUUGUAAAGCUAGAGCUGUGGUAGCCCUGAGAACCGUGGUAGCCCAGAGAGCUGUGGUAACCCAGAGAGCUGUGGUAGCCCAGAGCGCUGUGGUAGUCUAGUUGGAAAAAUGCUUGACUCUCACUGUGAGUGUGUGUAGGUUGGAAUGCGUAACCAAAAAAAAAUGGAUUUUGUUUUUGAAAUCAUGUUUGCAUCAUGAAUGAUUAUCACGUGUUCGGUGAUAAGGGAAAACAUCUAGCGGAAACGCACAUUCCUGAGAAAUGAGUUGGGCUGGGGGACAGCUGGCUCCGCAUUUCCCUUCGCGGGUUGGAAGAUCGGACAGGCGGUUGUUAACGUAAAAGACCGGACAUGUCAAUAAUUAAGCGAAUAUCAAACAAUAAUGUAGAUGUUCCACUGGAUGUUGUUGCAUAUCAAUACUACUAU
Pectinophora gossypiella (pink bollworm) is the source of this 6081-nucleotide messenger RNA. RefSeq lists its product as uncharacterized. Gene Ontology annotation, biological process: superoxide metabolic process. The record is from RefSeq and is a predicted model, not a curated record. Gene Ontology annotation, molecular function: metal ion binding. The coding region runs from base 118 to 4551 and encodes 1477 amino acids. NCBI's taxonomy places the organism in Eukaryota, Metazoa, Arthropoda, Insecta, Lepidoptera, Gelechiidae. The transcript is spliced from 23 exons.